Aspergillus pseudonomiae is the source of this 1491-nucleotide messenger RNA. RefSeq lists its product as uncharacterized. Lineage: Eukaryota; Fungi; Ascomycota; Eurotiomycetes; Eurotiales; Aspergillaceae. The coding region runs from base 1 to 1491 and encodes 496 amino acids. The transcript is spliced from 2 exons. The record is from RefSeq and is a predicted model, not a curated record.
AUGACACUCACCUCCCGCAGCCGUUCACUGUUGAAUAGCUGUUCUGCGCCCAAUAUAUUGAUUGAAUUUACCAACCCUCGGGUGAGCUAUACCACAGGGGAACUAAUCGAAGGAACAGUGACAAUAACUGUGAACGCUGAAACCAGGUAUAGCGAUGUCAAUAUCAGCUUAGAAGGCUCAUCGCGAGUGAACUUGUUACAACCCAUAGCCACACAGCGAGAAACAGGUGUCUCUCAUACAUUUAUAACGCUCUGCCAACCUGUUGCCGCAGCAAACUGCCCGGCUUCUCGUGUUUUCAGGCCAGGAAAAGCUUAUCGAUUUCCGUACACAUUCAUCAUUCCCGACCGGUUACCUCUGAAAUCGUGCAGCCAUAGAUCAACUCACACGGGUAUCAAACAGGCACACACAAAGGCUCCUCCCACGCUGCAUUUGAAGACCUUGUCGCAAAGCCUGUGUGAGAUCUCCUAUCUCAUUCGUGUUACCGUGCGUUGUCAGAAUUCAAACAACAAUGAAAAGCCGUGCACACUGGCUAGUUGUACGAAACGCUUGCAUCUCGUGCCUGCCCAUGGCGAAGGUGAUUCUUUCGAUAGGCCUAUGAAGCCGGACAUGUAUACGUCCAGUGUUGUGCAGGAACUUAAAGGUCAAUGGAAAAGACAGACAAUCGGUCGACUUGAAGCCGUGGCAGCUAUACAGCAGCCAAUCCAGGUUCCUUCGGGACGUUCUCCAAUCGACACAGUGAUUGCCCAUGUCGGGGUGCAGCUUCGGUUCGAGCCUGUCAGGGACACACUGCCGCCCAGACUUACGAAAAUACACCCUACCCUCAAACAGUCGACUCUGUUUAGUACACAACCACAGGAAGAUUUUCCAAGCCUCGAUAAGAUACUCUGUGACCAAAUGUCUCGAGGGGCACACAUUCAAAUCCGCUCUCUUCCAUCAAAGACUAUCUCAUCCAUCAGAUGGACGAAGCAUACGUUACCGCGUCAUUUGGGGUCUUCCGGAAUUGGUCAGUCUUCUCAGCCCAGCUCCAUAAAGGACUUUACGCCCUCUCAUACCUCCACCCCUGGAUGCUUUUACACAGCAUCGGCCAUGGUUCCAAUCACCCUACCGAGCAACAGCGACCUUGUGCCGACAUUUCACUCAUGCUUUCUCUCUCGUAUCUACACUCUUGAACUUCGUCUUUCAUACCAUAUGCCUGGAGCGCCUAUCCUGCAACGAGCGGUCGCACUAGAGGUACCUAUUAAGGUUGCCGGUGUGAGUAUACUUGAUAAGAGCAGCGAUACACUCCCGAACUACAACUUGAGUACAGAAGAUAAGCUCUCGCACAUUGUUUCUCCGCCUAUGUUAUGCUCUCUCGAAGGCAAAACAUGGGGUAGAAAGGAUCCCAAGAGUGCUCCACGCGAUUUAAGUUUUCUGCCAUCUUCUGAGUGGCAAGAGGCAUACGCACCGCCGAAAUACGACGAUGUUGUUGCACAAUCAGCGAAGUGGCCAUAA